Molecule: messenger RNA, 1185 nt
Organism: Ichthyophthirius multifiliis
Lineage: Eukaryota; Ciliophora; Oligohymenophorea; Hymenostomatida
Exons: 1
Source: RefSeq, a predicted model, not a curated record
AUGCCUCCAAAAACACAACCUCCAUAAAAAACCACCUAAAAACCCUCAUUAUAACCACCUGCAUAAAAGCCCGCAGUAUAACCACCUGCAUAAAAGCCCGCAAUAUAACCACCUGCAUAAAAGCCCGCAGUAUAACCGCCUGCAUAAAAGCCCGCAGUAUAACCACCUGCAUAAAAACCAGCAGUAUAAACACCUGCAUAAAAACCAGCAGCAUAAACAGUCGUUUAAAAGUCAAAUUAACCUGUUCCAGUAUAGAAAGGUCCUUAAGUAGCAUAAAAAGCAGUGUAUAAUAUAUAGAAACAAGGAAUAAAUUAAAAACCUGGUGCUUAACAAGUCCAAAAAUCGGGAAUAAUUUAAAAUAAUUAAAUAUAAGAUGAAAAGAAGAAAAAGGAAGAAGAAGAAAGAAAAUAAAAAGAAGAAUUUGAAAUAAAAUAAAAAGAGCUAGAAGAAGAACGUAUAAAAAAAGAAGAAGAAUAAAAAAGGCAAGAAUUAGAAAAAAAGCAAAUAGAAGAUUAAAUAAUAUAAAAACAAGAAGAAGAAGAAAAACUUAAAAAAAAAUAAAAAGAAGAAUAAGAAAAUCAAGAAAAAGAAUUCCUAAAAGCUAAAGAAGAAGAAGAAAAAAAAUAAAAAGAAGAAUUCGAAAAACGAAAAAACGGAAAAAUAAACAUCAAAACAAACACUGGUGGUCCCACAUCUAAAGUUGAAUUUUUAAUAAAAGACGGAAAAGUUAACUAUGCAUUAGUAGAUGAUGAGCUUGCAUUAGAAUAUGCAUAUGAAAAAGGCUAUUAAUUCUAUUUAACAGCUGAAAAAGAUGGAAAACCUGAUGAAUCUAUUUAAUUUUUUAGUCAAGGGUCUGGUAAAGGUAAAGUAUUUGAAAAUUUGCAGACAGGAAAUAUUUAUUGGUGUGUUGUUUUGAAAAAUGAUGAGGCAGAAGCUAAAAGAAAAGUGUAUAAAGCUGAUUUUAGUGCAUUAGGAAAUAAAAAUGAAAAAUAAAGAACAGAAGGAUGUAGUUGUUUAUAUGGAAAUCCAUGUGUAGAUUAAUAUGUUUGUUAAGAUUGGAAUAAUAGAUUUAUGGUCGCGAAAAAUAAUUUAAAUAAAAAAUGAACAAAAUAUUAUUAAAUAUAUAUAUAAAUAUAUAAAAGUAUUAUAUAUAUAAAAGUAUUAUAUAGUAAUAUUAUUAUAUAU